Boleophthalmus pectinirostris (great blue-spotted mudskipper) is the source of this 1506-nucleotide messenger RNA. RefSeq names its product urate oxidase (gene uox). Gene Ontology annotation, cellular component: peroxisome. Gene Ontology annotation, molecular function: urate oxidase activity. The record is from RefSeq and is a predicted model, not a curated record. NCBI's taxonomy places the organism in Eukaryota, Metazoa, Chordata, Actinopteri, Gobiiformes, Gobiidae. Gene Ontology annotation, biological process: urate catabolic process; purine nucleobase catabolic process.
CAGUCACUGAAUAACCAAAAAAGAAUAAAGCAGAUUCGGGACUUAAAUUUGCAUGUACAGCACAGCUGCUAGAAAGGAAGUCAUAAGACAUUUCUGUCACCUGACAAACCUGACAUGACAUUUUUGCUUCUCUUUUGGUGUUAAAGUUUACAAAAUGAAAGGAGUCUGAGGGAACAGUGGUCAGAAUAGAAAAGGAGAAGUUUCAAAUGUGAUCUGCUUUCAAAGCUAUUUGUUGCAUUUAAGUAAAAUUAUUGUGCAUCUAUAUUUGAGGAUUUUGUCUCUGCUAUUGCAUAGCUUAUCUACGUAAAUUGCUUCUUCUAAUCACUUAUUAACAAAUAAAACAUGUGUUCAUCAAUGUAUUUGGCAAAAUGUUACAAAUUAGCCAGUAUUGAUAUGUUAAGAAUAACGGGUCAGUUUAACAGGUAACCUCUCUUGCAUAAUAAACUGGGUCCGCCUCUUGCACAAAAUCCCCCUCUGUCUGGGGUUAAACCUGCAGGAGAGUCAGACAUCAGGUAAAGAUCCAGAAAGGUGAUGGCAACCCAUCAGAAUGUAGAGUUUGUGCGGACAGGCUAUGGUAAGAAUGCUGUGAAGGUGCUGGUUAUAAAGAGACAUGGAAAACAUCAUGACCUUAUUGAGCUGAAAGCCAAUGUGGAACUCACACUGAAAACUCGUAAAGACUAUUUAUUCGGAGACAACUCAGACAUCAUCCCCACUGAUACCGUCAAGAACACUGUGCAUGCUCUGGCCAAAAUCAAAGGGGUAAAGAAUAUUGAACAGUUUUCCCUGGAUAUUUGUAAUCAUUUUCUGACUGAAUUUGACCAUGUCCUACGGGCCAAAGUUUACAUGGAGGAGGCUCCAUGGAGAAGGCUAGAGAAGAAUGGUAUCCAGCAUAUUCAUGCGUUCAUCAGUCCUGAAGCUGGUCGGUUUUGUGAAGUUGAGCAAAAUCUUAAAGGUGUGCCAGUUAUUCACAGUGGAAUCAAGGACAUGAAGAUGCUGAAAACUACACAGUCUGGGUUUGAAGGCUUCUUAAGAGAUCGAUUCACAACUCUGCAGGACAGUAAGGACAGGUGUUUCUGCACCUCAGUCUACUCUAAGUGGCGCUACAACAAAGUGCUUGAUGUUGACUUUGAUGCUGCAUGGAAGUGUGUUAAAGAUACAAUAAUUGAGAAGUUUGCUGGUCCCUAUGACAGUGGAGAGUUCUCGCCCUCUGUGCAGAAGACACUCUAUGACUCUCAGGUCAUGGUCCUAGAUCGACUCCCGGAGGUUGAUGAAAUAGAGAUGGUCAUGCCCAACCAACACUACUUUACAAUAGACAUGACAAAGAUGGGUCUCAGUAACAAAGAUGAAGUUCUUCUUGCCCUUGAUAACCCCUCUGGAAACAUUACAGGAACUCUGGGUCGGAAACAACAGGCCAAACUAUAAGCACAAAAUAACAUAAAACAGCUACUAUUAUUGCCGUCAUUUACAUUCUAAACAUCACUAAUAAAAGCCAAACUCCUAAAGUAA